UCCAUCACUAGUUCGCUUUUUCUUUGCUGUGAAAGAUGCUAGAGUUUGUGUUCUCGAAGUAGACUACCGUAAAUAGUUUCAUUCGUUGCAAAAAUAAUGAAUGUUAGGAGUUGAGGAGUCGAUUCCUAGCGCAAUCGAAGUUUGACACCCAUAAAUGAAAGUCGACAACGGGAAUCGACGGUCAAGGAGUCGGGGAAUCGAUUAUUUUUGAGUCGACUCCCCAUCCACUAUUUGCGUCACACGCUCCCCUUCCUCUCAUCAGGACCCGUGCUGAAGGCUCAACUAGGUUAGAGGGAGAAGGUUAAACACGCUCUCCAUCCCCGUGGCAACCCCCCCCCCAUCUAGCUGAACGAGUAAUAGCUAUUACAGCGGGUUACCUCAUCGGCGUUAACGUUACAUGAUGGGUAAAACAGGUGCGGUGUUGGUCUUUCGUACUAUGAAUCAUAGGCAAGCUAGCUAGCUGUAUCGUCCCUUCACACAGAGCUACCUACAGCUGUGUUGAUUACUUUGCUCUGACUCCAUCUACCGCUGACAGUGGGGCAAAUGAGUGAACCGGUGAAGAGUUUGCCUUCCCCUACUUCUUCAGGGGGGCAACCUGCGGGGUCUGAUACCUACAAAGGCUGGCUGUAUAAAUGGACAAACUACUUGAAGGGCUACCAACGCCGGUGGUUCGUCCUUAGCAACGGCCUUCUGUCAUAUUACAGGACUCAGGCAGAGAUGGCCCACACUUGCCGUGGCACCAUCACCCUGGCGACGGCACACAUCGAGGUGGGUGACACCUGCCACCUGGUGCUGACCAGCGGAGGGCGGAACUACCACCUGAAGGCCACUUCCGAUGGGGAGAGUCAGCGCUGGGUCUCGGCUCUCCAACAGGCUAAGGCCAACACCACUCACAUGAUGCACCAAUCAGAUGACUCUGGAGAUGAGGCCCCCGUGCCCCAGCCAGACCGGGCCCUGACCCAGGGGGCUCUGAAGACCCUGGCCAGUAAGCUGGACGACCUGAGCACCUGCAACGAGCUAAUCGGCAAACACGGCACCGCCCUGCAGCGAUCCCUCAGCGAGCUCGAGGACCUGCGCACGGCCACCGACGGCACCGACAAACUCAAGACCGUCAACGAGCGUGCCACGCUCUUCCGCAUCACCUCCAAUGCCAUGAUCAAUGCCUGUCGGGACUUCCUGGACGUAGCAGAGACACACAGCCGAAAGUGGCAGAGAGCCCUGCAGUAUGAGAGAGAACAGCGCCACCACCUGGAGGAGACUAUUGAACAGCUAGCCAAGCAACACAACAGCCUGGAGAGGGCCUGGAGAGAGGCUCCCAGCACACACCCAGACGGGGGUGAGAGAAGGCGGGAGGGGGAUGCCAGUGAUGAGAAUGAGGACACAGAAUUCUUUGAUGCCAUGGAGGACUCCCCUGCUUUCAUCACAGUGACUGCCACUGACCACACCCAGCACAGACGCUCAGCCAGUAACCAGAGUAUCAUGAGCGGACGAUUACCCAAUAAUGAAUGGAGCCACGACGAGAAGGACCCUGGCUCCGACAACAUGCAGCGGCGCAGAGUUAGACGCAGCCGCAUCCCAGACAAACCCAACUACUCCCUCAACUUGUGGAGCAUCAUGAAGAACUGCAUCGGCAAGGAGCUGUCCAAGAUUCCCAUGCCUGUGAACUUCAACGAGCCCCUGUCGAUGCUGCAGCGCCUGACUGAGGAUCUGGAGUACAGUGACCUGCUGGACCGGGCGGCUCGCUGCGAAUCGUCCCUGGAGCAGAUGUGCCUGGUGGCAGCCUUCUCUGUGUCCUCCUACUCCACCACCAUCCACCGCACUGCCAAGCCCUUCAACCCCCUGCUGGGGGAGACCUACGAGCUGGACCGCCUGGAUGACUUUGGCUACCGCUCCAUCUGCGAGCAGGUCAGUCACCACCCCCCAGCCGCCGCCCACCAUGUGAUGUCACAGCGAGGCUGGACCCUGUGGCAGGAGAUCACUAUCGACAGCAAGUUCAGAGGGAAAUACAUUUCUGUCAUGCCAUUAGGCUGUAUCCACCUGCAGUUCCACUCCAGUGGGAAUCACUAUGUGUGGGGCAAAGUCACCUCCACGGUGCACAACAUCAUCGUAGGAAAACUGUGGAUUGAUCAGUCUGGGGACAUUGAAAUAGUCAACCACAGGACCAAGGACACCUGCCACCUCAAGUUUGUCCCUUACAGUUACUUCUCCAGAGACCUCCCACGCAAGGUGACAGGUGUGGUAGCAGACAGCGAGGGCACGGCCCACCACAUCCUGUCUGGGACCUGGGACGAGAAGAUGGAGAGUGCCAAGAUAGUAGAAAGCAGCCGGGGAUGUGGAGGGUCAGAGGGCAAACAAAAGACUGUCUACCAGACCCUCCAGCCCAAACUGUUGUGGAAGAAAUACCCACUUCCGGAGAAUGCUGAGAACAUGCACUUCUUUUCCUCCCUGGCCUUGACCCUGAACGAGCCUGAGGAGGGCGUGGCCCCCACUGACAGCCGCCUGAGGCCCGACCAACGGCUGAUGGAGGCGGGGCUAUGGGACGAGGCCAACGCCCACAAACAGCGUCUGGAGGAACGACAGAGGCUGGAGAGAAGGAAGAGGGAGGCACAGGCCACACAGGCCCUGGAAGAAGGACAAGACUUUGAGGGCUUCCAGCCACUGUGGUUCGAGAGGAGGACAGAUGAUUCAACGGGGGAGAGCACUUACGUGUACAGGGGUGGAUACUGGGAGUCCAAAGACAGACAGGACUGGAGCCAAUGCCCUGAUAUCUUCUAAGACUCCGCCCCUGGGACUGUGACAUCAUCACUGGAGGGCCGAGCUGAGGGACUGAUUGACAAGCAGAGGGAGGAUCCACACGCUGAAGACACAUGGAGAUGUGGACAGCUCUUUGUCUGUGUAUGUGUAUUUGUGUGUGUUCCAGAAAGACAAAGCCCUCCAUUGAGAAUAAUGUAAACUUCCCAUACUUCAAGAACUGAGAUAUAAACAUAAUCUGUCCCCCUCCCCGAUGUAGUUCUCUAAUCAAACACUGAGUGAGUGUGUGUGCAACAGCGUGAGGGAAUGAGACAAAUAACUAUUUAUGACAGAAUAUUUUGAGUGUGAGGGAAAGAGUUAGAAAAUAGCUAAUGCAUGGAAAACCAUAUGUAUUUGAGCUGGUGUGUAUGGUGGUGCCUGGUGCCCCAUUGAUCUGGUAAUAAGGUAAUAACUACCGUAAGUAUAUAAUAUUAUACAAUAAUAGGCAGAGGCCAGAAUGAAAGUGAAAGUUUGUGUUUUGGUGCUAGGAUAGGAUGUUCUGUUCCUAGGAUAGGAUGUCCUGUUCCUCUGAGCUGGUUAGGAACAGAGUGUUCCUCCUGCUGGAGAUAUAGGGGCCUGCAUUUAUGUUGCACUGGCCAAUAGGAAUGUCAGGAGAUAAAGCUCCCCCAGGUUUGUCUAACUGAAAGGUUAUGAAACAAAAAGCUGCACAUAGAAAUAGAGUAACCAGAACAGACAUUAUUUUCUACUUCAAGUAUCUCCAAUAUACUUUACAUAUCUAUAUGUAACAUUAUGUUUCCUUCCAUGCAACAACUAGGCACUCCCCAGGUUUGUAACAAACUGCUUUUCUGCAGUGCAUGAAAACACAGGUGUAGAGGACGCUGGUAUCACUAUGGGUACUUUUGAUUUAAUAUCUGUACAGACAUAAUCUCUGAGAUCCAGAACAAAAAUCUAUACCAGUUAUGUUACGUGUGUCUGUCCACAAGAGAUUAGUACAGACCUAAAAUAGUUAGGGGAAUUUUGAGGUUGUAACAAGCUACCCACGAUUAUAUCGAUUUUGCUCAAAUGUCUUGAUUUCUCAAAUGUUGGUCAUACAGUCGCUAGUGAAAGUCUACACACCUCUUGCACAGUCUUCACAUUUUGUGAAUUAAUUUUGCUGCCUUAAAAUGUAAUCUCAAAAGGGAAUACAUUUGAUUUAUUUCCUACCGAUCUACACAACCUUAUCCUUUAAGUUCAAGAGAAUUCUAGAAAAAUAUCCAAAUGAAUACUAAAUAAAAAACAAAGAUGUCUUGAUUGCGUAUGUCUUCACAGCCCAGAGUUUAUACUUGGCGGAAACACCUUUGGGCAACAUUUAUCCAUUGUUUUUGUCAAAAUUGCUCAAGCUCAAUCAAUUUGGGUGGGAGUCAUUGAUGGACAGCAAUAUUCAAACCUCUGAUUUUCAAGCAAAUUUAAGUCAGGAACACUCAACACCUCUUAGAAAUACAUUCUGGUGUUUUUGACAAGCAUACCCAUAACAUGAUGCUGCCACCACCACUUGAAAAAACUGAGGGUUUCACUCAGUGUUGUAAUGGAUUUGACCCAAGCCUGUAGUUUUUAAUUUAGGCAAAAAAGUCCAUGUCUGCUGUGUUGUCUUGCAGUAUUACUUAACAGCCUUGUUGCAAACAGAAUGGAUGAUUUGGAGUGGAUUUUUUAAAACAGGCUUUAUUCUUUUCACUUUGUCAUACAGGUCAGUAAUGUGGAUGUGAAUGCAAUAUUGUUGAUAAUUUUCUAUUUUCAAGUGUUGUGGUGGCAGCAUCAUGUUAUGGGUAUGCUGGUAACUGGCAGGGACUGAGGAGUUAAUGUUAAUAGGAAAGACACACCAGAUCGGAUUUUAGGUCUUGAGUGUUCCUGAAUGGUCCAGUCUCAGUCCUGACUUAAAUAUGCUUAACAAUCUAAGACUAGGUUUGAAUAUUGCUGUCCAUCCAACGACUCCCAACCAAAUUUACUGAGCUUAAGCAAUAUUGACAAAGCAUGGAUAUGUUGCCCUAAUAGUUGUGCAAAAUUGGUAGAAUAUUAUUCUAAAUGUUUCACAGCUGUAAUGGCAGCCAAAGGUGCUUCCACCAAGUAUUAACUCUGGGGUCUAAAGACACACACAAUCAGGACAUCUUUGUUCUAGUUUUUUUUAUUUUUUUGUAAUUUGGAAAAUUCUAUAAUUUUUCUUUCACUUUGGAAAUGUGGAGUGGGCUGUGUACAUCAGUAAGAACAAAAACCCAAUUUAAUCCAUUUUUAGAUGUACUUUAUUUUAAGGCAGCAAAAUUAAGACUUUAUAAGGGGUAUGUAGACUUUCACUAGGCACUUGUUUGAGUGCCUAAUUGUGUACAGACAAAAUCUUAAAUUGUUUCAUGAUUCCUCCCUGUGCGAUGAAAUGUUUCAAAGUCUUAUAUUUUUUUAAAUAUUAAGAAAUCAUAUGAAUUAUACUAUAACAUGUGUAAUUGAGGUGGGUAAUUCAAUUAUUACACAUCAUUGUGUUUGACUGCAGGCAUUUAAACAUGCACCAUCAAUGAACUCAAACGAGUGUUGUGGCACCACGUGUAGCUCAUGCAUGGUUUAGUGUGCUCAUACACUGUUAUCUAGUAUUAAUUAGGCAUUAAUUAGUAUCAAUUAGUUGUUUCUGGACUUCAUUCAGAGAAGAACAUCAUGUGAAUUCACCUUUUGUGCCCUAGGCCUUCGGAAAUACAUUUUCUUUUAGCUCAAACACACAAAGCGUCUCAAUGUAGUCUUUCAAACACUCGCAAUGUCAUUAGAGAUGGUCUAUAAUGUUGUAAUCGGAUUUGGUGUCAGUCCUCAAAUCAAGACAAUGAUGAGAAAUAAAUGAGAUAAGCCUUCAGGAAGGAUGAUGUCCCCUGAAGACCCAUAGCCAAGAGGAGAUUUCCACGGGGACUGUUUGUCUGAUCUGGGCUUGCAGCAGAAGCUCUGGGGUCUCAUGAUGGGGUAGUGAAAGGACACUGAGGGCUGCACACUCCACUUUAGGCUACUUGUUUGAUGUCACCUUGUCUCUAGCACACACAUGUAUUCAAGGUGUAACACUCAAUAAACCCAAAUAAAUCGACCUAUGUGCACUUUA
Messenger RNA from Oncorhynchus mykiss (rainbow trout), 5851 nucleotides. Its product is annotated as oxysterol-binding protein 2. Gene Ontology annotation, molecular function: cholesterol binding. Lineage: Eukaryota; Metazoa; Chordata; Actinopteri; Salmoniformes; Salmonidae. Gene Ontology annotation, cellular component: cytosol; plasma membrane; perinuclear endoplasmic reticulum. The record is from RefSeq and is a predicted model, not a curated record.